AUGCUCCGCAAGCGAUGGAAAGGCGCUGGAACCAGUGUUUGCGGCAUCUGGAGCGUCGAUUCAAAGAGCUCACCACGAGAGUCGCGGCGGAUGGAGGGCAGAGAAGGCGGGGGCAGCUACGUCGAAGAGGUCCAAGAAGGUACCGACCCAGGCAGAGAACGUGACGGUAGUAUCGACGAUAUGAGUGAUGGCGACCACGUGAUCAAAACCAUUAAGCUCGAUUUGAGCUCGCCGCAAUUGACCGCGCAAGAGCAGAACGAGCCAGAGCGAGACUUCGUGCAGACCCUACAGCCCUAUGAGUGA
Molecule: messenger RNA, 303 nt
Organism: Alternaria conjuncta
Lineage: Eukaryota; Fungi; Ascomycota; Dothideomycetes; Pleosporales; Pleosporaceae
Exons: 2
Coding region: 1-303 (100 amino acids)
Source: RefSeq, a predicted model, not a curated record